Hippopotamus amphibius kiboko is the source of this 1908-nucleotide messenger RNA. RefSeq names its product signal-regulatory protein beta-1-like. The record is from RefSeq and is a predicted model, not a curated record. The transcript has 10 exons. NCBI's taxonomy places the organism in Eukaryota, Metazoa, Chordata, Mammalia, Artiodactyla, Hippopotamidae. Bases 1 to 1908 code for a protein of 635 amino acids. Gene Ontology annotation, cellular component: plasma membrane.
AUGGCUGGGAAUGUCAAGUGUGAAGAUACCUGUCAUCUGCCUGGGGUGCAGACAGUGACCAGCAUCCACACUUGUGUAGACACCUACCAUAUGACCAGCAGUGUUCUCAUCCUGCUGAAGGCUGACGAUGUGCACUCCCUUGUCCUCUGCCAAACCAAGGACAGAUCCAUACUGUUUUCCCACAAAACCAUCAGACUGGACCACUACCUCCGUGGUAAGGAUAUUCUCUUUGUCCAGACAGGAACCCCUGCCUGUAUUCAGAUGGAGAAAGACAGAGAACAGUCUUCUAGGGAUGGUGUCUUGCUUGGCGCCCUCCCCAUUAGCAGCAUCAUUGAGACAAUGCCUCUCACCUGGUUGGAGAAUUGUGAUAUAUUCAAGGGAGCUGAGCACCCCACGUCCAAGCAGAAUAGUGAUGGGACCUACACCCUGGAAAGCUUGCCGUUGGUGAAUGCCUUGGUGCAGAGGUCCGAGCGUGUGCUCCCCUGUAAAGUGCAGCAUAAGGCACCGCCGCCCAUUCAGGCUGGCCCCAUAGUGUUCUCAGCUUCCCAGGGCAUAUACAAACCUACUGGGAGCUCAGGUUCAGAGAUGCCUGCCCUUAUCUUUGUGGCUUUCCUCGUGGGCUUCAAAGUGCUGCUGGUGAUCUGUUUCAUAAGCACAGAAGUUCAGGUUCUCCCCAAGACACACAUUUGGACAGAGCAGGCUCCUCAGGCCUCCACGAUGCCCAUCCCUGCCUCCUGGUCCCACCCUCCUCCUCUUUGCCUGCAGCUGACUCUACUGCUUGGACUCACAGGAGUGGCAGGUGAGGAUGAGCUGCAGGUGAUUCAGCCUGAGAGGUCAGUGUCAGUUGCAGCAGGAGACACAGCCACGCUGCGCUGCACCAUUGCCUCCCUGCUCCCUGUGGGGCCCGUCGCCUGGUUCAGCGGAACUGGGCCAGGACGGGAAUUACUCUACAGUCAAAAAGGAGGCCCCUUCCCCCGAGCAGCAACUGUUUCAGAUACUACAAGGAGAAACAACACGGACUUUUCCAUCCACAUCAGUAACAUCACCCCAGCAGACACUGGUGUCUACUACUGUGUGAAGUUCAAGAAAGGAGAACCUAACGACACAGAGGUUAAGUCCGGACCAGGCACUCAUCUCACUGUGAGUGCCAAGCCUUCUCCUCCCGUGGUAUCAGGCCCUGCCAUGAGGGCCUCACCUGAGCAGACAGUGAGCUUCACCUGCACAUCCCACGGCUUCUCCCCCAGAAACAUCUCCCUGAAAUGGUUCAAAAAUGGCAAUGAGCUCUCCGCCUCCCAGACCAACGUGGACCCAGAGGGAGACAGCGUUUCCUACAGCAUCUCCAGCACAACCAGGGUGCAGCUGGCCCCGGGGGAUGUCCACUCCCAGGUCCUCUGCGAGGUGGCCCACGUCACCCUGCAGGGGGGCCCUCCUCUCCGUGGGACUGCCAACUUGUCUGAGACCAUCCGAGUUCCGCCCACCUUGGAGGUUACCCAACACCCCACAGCGGGGAACCAAGUGAACAUCUCCUGCCACGUGAACAAGUUCUACCCUCAGCGCCUACAGCUGACCUGGCUGGAGAAUGGAAACUUGACCCGAACAGAAACGGCCUCGACCCUCAUAGAGAACAAGGACGGGACCUUUAACCGGACGAGCUGGCUCCUGGUGACCUCAUCUGCCCACAGGGAGGCCGUGCUGCUCACCUGCCAGGUGGAGCAUGACGGGCAGCCGGCGGUCACCAAAAGCUAUACCCUGGAGCCCGCUGCUCCCCAGAAGGACCAGGGCACCACCAAUAAACCCCCUGGCCCAGAGCUGUCUUCUCCUCUCCUGGCAGCUCUCCUCCUAGGCCCCAAGGUGUUGCUGGUGGUUGGUGUCUCUGUCAUCGGUGUCUACAGGAAGUGCUGGGCUUGA